Varanus komodoensis (Komodo dragon) is the source of this 3179-nucleotide messenger RNA. RefSeq names its product FTO alpha-ketoglutarate dependent dioxygenase (gene FTO). Gene Ontology annotation, molecular function: mRNA N6-methyladenosine dioxygenase activity; ferrous iron binding; broad specificity oxidative DNA demethylase activity. Lineage: Eukaryota; Metazoa; Chordata; Lepidosauria; Squamata; Varanidae. Bases 68 to 1612 code for a protein of 514 amino acids. The record is from RefSeq and is a predicted model, not a curated record. Gene Ontology annotation, biological process: DNA alkylation repair; regulation of multicellular organism growth; RNA repair. The transcript is spliced from 9 exons.
UGUGCCGGGAAGGAGCCUGCUCCCUUUUCACGGGCGGGCGUUUCGCCUGCGGAGCAGUGGCCGCGUGAUGAAGAAGAGCGGAGCAGGCGAGAGAGAGAAGGAUGCCAAGAAACGGAAGCUCCUGGAUGAACUUGGAGAGAACUGGCUGCCAUAUUUGACACCCAAGGAUGAUGGUUUCUACCAACUGUGGAAGACAAAAUAUUCAAAACUCAUCCUCAGAAAUGCUGGGAAGAUUCCCAAAGAGAUCCACACAGCGGUUCAAGAGGCCUUUUUGACUUUGCAAAAGCACAGUUGUUUCUUCCAAGAUCUUGUAUGGAUCAAAGGGAAAGAUUUCGUUACCCCCGUAUCUCGGAUAUUAAUUGGAAACCCAGGAUGUACUUACAAAUAUUUGAGCACAAGGUUAUUUACGGUCCCCUGGCCUGUGGAAGGUUAUGAAAUAAAUUAUUCCCAUUCUGAAAUAUCCAUGGCGUGUAAGGCAUUAAUCAGACUUAAUGACUACCUGCACAGAGAAACCAUCCGGGCUUUGCAGGAGCAGAGUUUGGCCGAGAGAAACGAAACGGAAGAUUCUGCUGUCACCGUGAGACAUCAGGAUAAUGCUACUUCCAUUACCGAGUUGGGGUCCGCUUUGCAAGAUCAAAGCCCUUCUCACAUCCCAAAGAAUGACGGUACUGACCUGAAAGAGAGAACAUUGUACAACCUGACGUUAUUAAAUUAUAUGGAUCCGCAACAAAUGCCGUCCUUGAAACACGAGCCCUAUUUUGGAAUGGGGAAAAUGGCUGUGAGCUGGCACCGUGAUGAAAACCUAGUGGAAAGGUCAACGGUCGCUGUCUACAGCUAUUGCUGUGAAGAACCUGGUGCUGAUGCCCUUGAGGGAGAGACGCCGCUCGGCAGAGACCCAGAUACGUGGCAUGUUGCUUUGAAAGUAGCUUGGGAUAUUGAGACCCCAGGGUUGGCUGUACCCCUUUACCAGGGAGACUGCUACUUUAUGCUAGAUGACCUGAACAUGACCCACCAGCAUUGUGUCCUGGCUGGCCAGACAGCGAGAUUCAGCUCAACCCACAGGGUGGCCGAGUGCUCAUGCGGUACCUUGGCCUACAUUCUGGACCAGUGCAAUACAGCGGUGGGGAAUCUACUCAUUGACCCUGUCUCAAGAGUCCCCUCAUUGAAGUCGCUGGAUGUCGAAGCUAUAAAAGGAGUGGAAGAAACCCAUAACGAGGUUGAGUUUGAGUGGCUACGGCAGUUUUGGUUCCAGGGUAAACGCUACAGAAAGUGCACUGAUUGGUGGGACAAGCCCAUGGCAACCCUGGAAGAACUUUGGAGAAAAAUGGAGCUCAUGACCAGUCUCCUACUUGGUGAUCUCAGAAAGGAAGAACAGAUGGGCAAACAAAGGAAGGAAAGAAUUGUCCGCUUCUUGCCUCUUCUCACAGAACGUCAGGAGCUCCGGCAGGAAUGGCUCGCAAGAAAGGAAGACUGGAGGCGAUUGGAGAAGGAAGAAGGUUCCCUUGACCCCACAUGUGGUUCAAAAUUGAUUAAGAGAAGCUGCAUUAGAAGAAGGAGAAAGGAAGAGAAGAAGAAGAAAAAGAUAGAGGGUGAAGGAGGGAUAAAAACUUAAGGUCACGGAAAGUUUAAUGAAGUAUAUAUAGGUAGACUCAUGACUGCAUUUGUAUUCGGGCUGGUUUUUUGGUUUUGAUUUUUUUCUAAUAGAACACACUGUUGUCUGCUUAAUAAAUGCCUUCUCAUUACCGUCUUGAGGAAUGUGAAUCCCCUACAAUGAAGGGUUAUUUCGGAUGCAAUAUUCUGUGCCCAUGUUUCCGGGGUAUGAGUUCAUGAGCAUUACCUGGAGGUCCAUGAUAUUGUGCCAUCCAGAUCUAUGGGUACUUCCAAGCAGGAAGCUCUCAGCAUUAACAUUUAGGGUUCCACCACAAAGCCCCCAGUUUGGAUGGCUUUCACAGGGGAUUGGACAAAUUAAUGGAGGAGGAGGAAGCCAUCUCUUUAGCAAGUCCUGAUGGCUCUGUUUCCUUCCAUAUCGGGGCAGUGUGUCUACAAUUUGCUGAAGAAGAUGCCCAUAGGUCCAUAGGUUGCCUUCAGGAAGCUGCUUGACCAUUGUGAACAGAAUGCUAGACUAGAUGGCUCCUUGGUCCAAUCCUGCAUGGACCUCCUCACAUUCUCAGAAUGGUGCUGAACAGUAAUCUCUGCCUUUUUUUCCUUAAUGGGUUUUCUAUGGUAAAGAAAAUGAUGGAAGAGGAAGCGGAAGAACAUGGGAGAGCUGUGAGUGGGAGAUGACAACACCUGGGUACUCUGUAAAAUUCCACGGAUGAUGCAAGGCUAGAGUGUCAUAAACCUUGUCUAGAAGCAACCUAACUAAUCCUUUCCAUGCUUUGAAUUGACACAACUCUAUCCUCCUCCUCCUCCUCCUCCUCCAUCAAUCAUCAUCAAACUAGAUGUUUAAGCAUAUCUGUAAGUGGUUUAGCAAGAGAUCCAAAUGCAUUCUAAAACACAUUGGAAUGCAUUAUAGCAACUACAGAUCAUUAAAACCAAAUACAAGGGCACUGUGAACCAACUAAUAUAGGGCACUGAUCCCAUCUUCAAACAUGUCCUUCAACAAGAAUACUGAACUCAGUGCUGGACCAGCCAUAUCUUUGGACUGGAUGGGCCUUGGAUCUGAUGUGCAUGGCUUUUUCAUAGCCCUUCCUGUAAGAGGGCACUCGGAAGAUAGGGUAGCCAUCAUGGGGAAUCAGUAUCCUGACUACCUACCUACCAUGCAUCCAUGUUAUGACUUCAAAGGAGGAAUCACCAAGAUUCUGGUCCCCAGGGAUAAUUCCUGGAAAGGAUCCAUGGGCUUCAAGCUGUGAAGCAGGGCAUUCCAUCCCUCUGUUUAUGGGGCCUCUGAAGGAAUGGGCUUUGCACUCAUUGCCCAGGGCACUAAUUGAUCUGCUGGAUAAGGAUUGGAAAGGUUGCCUUAGGCUACUGGCCCAUUUUGCUUAGGACCAUUAACAGUGAAUGGGAAUAGCUCUUUAGGGUUCCAGGUACCAGCCCCUUCUUGGAAAUUCCAGGGACUGAAACUUGGAUCUUCAGCAUCCAAUGUAUCGGCAUCACCAAUGCACUGCAGUUCAUCCAUUAUAUGCCGCUGUUUCUUUUUUCCCUCUUUCUAUGGCAGUCUGCUCUUCUCCCACACAAAG